Alexandromys fortis (reed vole) is the source of this 1528-nucleotide messenger RNA. RefSeq names its product interleukin 11 (gene Il11). The transcript has 5 exons. Bases 969 to 1391 code for a protein of 140 amino acids. Gene Ontology annotation, biological process: positive regulation of cell population proliferation; positive regulation of MAPK cascade. Gene Ontology annotation, molecular function: cytokine activity; growth factor activity. The record is from RefSeq and is a predicted model, not a curated record. NCBI's taxonomy places the organism in Eukaryota, Metazoa, Chordata, Mammalia, Rodentia, Cricetidae. Gene Ontology annotation, cellular component: cytoplasm.
GGGGGGAUGGGCAGCCGGCAAAGGAGCUGUCCCUAGCCCCUGAGCCCCAACGCGGCCAGCCCGGUCUCCAGCUGCCUGCGUCCCUGAGCGCUUCUCAGGCCAGGUGCGCCCAGGUCCUCCCCGACUCAGCGGCCCAGCCUUCCGCGGCCACCUUUGUGGACAUAUGGGAGGGAGUCCGGGGCGCCUCCCUGGAGAGGAAUCGGUGUGUUAGGAUGUCAGCUCCAGACUCUGGCUCCUUCCCCUGUUCCCAGGCCGGCUCAGGCUCCUUGGGCAGGGGAGGGGGCAGGUUCUGGCCUGUGCUCCCCCCUCAUGCCCCGCCCCGGGGCCCAGAUUCCGGCGUCCGGGGGCGGACGGGAGACGCCCGGCCCGUCUACCCGCCCCGGGCCGCGUCUGCUCCGACGGGCGGGGCAGCCAGAGCCAGGGAGGGAGAGGGAAGCCCGCCCGAGCUCGGGCUUUGCGACCUGCCCCGGGGCGCCCCACCCUGAGACUCAAGACCUCCAGGUCUUCCUCCCUCAGAUCCAGGCGUUCAGGCUCCAACCCUCCUCCCUCAGACCCGGGAGUCCAAACCUCAGUUCUCCUCCCUCGGAACCUGGAGUUCAGGCUCCAGCCUUCCUCCCUCAGUCCUUAACAGUCCAGACCCCAUACCUCCUUAUUUAAAGUGUCUGGGUCCCAGCCUUUCUCCCUCAGACUCAGAAUCCAGCCUCCAUCCCUCCUUCUACAAGCCGUAAAGUCCAAACCUCAGUCUUACUCCUUCAAAACCAAAAUUCUGGACCCCAGCCUACCUCACUCAGACCCAGGGUGUUUGUCACCUGGUCCUGGUGGUGCUGAGCCUCUGGCCAAAUAGAGCCAUUGCCCCUGGGCCACCAUCUGGCUCCCCUCGAGUCUCUUCAGACCCUCGUGCAGAUCUGGACAGCGCUGUCCUCCUGACCCGAUCCCUUCUGGCAGACACUCGGCAACUAGCCGCACAGAUGAGAGACAAAUUCCCAGCGGACGGAGACCACAAUCUGGACUCCCUGCCUACCUUGGCCAUGAGCGCUGGGACACUGGGAUCCUUGCAGCUUCCAGGUGUGCUGACAAGGCUUCGAGUAGACUUGAUGUCCUACCUCCGGCAUGUACAAUGGCUGCGCAGGGCAGGUGGUCCAUCCCUGAAGAUUCUGGAGCCAGAGCUGGGUGCUCUGCAAGCCCGGCUGGACCGACUACUUCGUCGUCUACAGCUCUUGACAUCUCGCUUGGCUUUGCCCCAGGCAACCCCAGACCAACCCACGGUCCCCUUGGGCCCUCCUGCUUCAGCCUGGGGAAGCAUCCGGGCAGCUCACGCCAUUUUAGGAGGCUUGCACCUGACCUUGGACUGGGCUGUACGAGGCCUGCUGUUGCUGAAGACGCGGCUGUGACUCAAGACUGAAAGCCACCACCGAUAUCAUCUUUUAAAGCCACAUUUUUAUUUAUUUAUUUAUUUUGUUACUUGGGGGGGGGCUGAUCAUCACAGGCAUGCCACACCCCACACAAGCCGACACCCAGCUAGAUACAU